Molecule: messenger RNA, 2502 nt
Organism: Cottoperca gobio
Lineage: Eukaryota; Metazoa; Chordata; Actinopteri; Perciformes; Bovichtidae
Exons: 2
Coding region: 158-952 (264 amino acids)
Biological process (GO): positive regulation of DNA-templated transcription
Cellular component (GO): nuclear body
Source: RefSeq, a predicted model, not a curated record
CAUUAUGUUGAGUACUGCAAUGUUUGUAUAUUUUAAUGUUUUAUCAAUAAAGAUUUCUUCUAAAAAACGUCUUCUUCCGGCGCUGAUGUGACGUAAAGGGCGCAAAUAUACAAGGGAGGUGUUUGCAAUAAGUUGAGACUCUUCAGCUGAAGAGAAGAUGCACAACUGGCAGGAGAACGAAAUCAAAGAGCUGUUGACCAUCCGGGGGUCGGAGGGGAUCCGGGCCCAGAUCACGGGCACGGUGAAGGACUCUGUGGUGUACAGCAGGAUGACCAAACUGCUGGCGGAGCGGGGGGUGUACAGGACUCACAUGCAAGUGAUCAGCAAACUGAAGGCACUGAGGAAGCAGUACUCUAAGUACUACCAGCAGAAGACCCGCUGCGGGAGCGACCGCGUCGACUGGCCGUUUUAUGAGCAGUGUCACCGGGUUUUCGGGAAUACCCCCGAGCCGGACCCCACGGGGAGCCCGGUAAAACGUCAGAGGAGUCCCACACCUCCACCUCCUCCGCCGCACAGCAUCAGCGAGGAGCAUCGUGAGGUUGUAGUCGGGCUUUGGGAUGAAGUUGACGACAGGGAGCUCAACAAGCACCUGGGAACAGUGGAGGCAGAGGACGAGGAGGAGCAGUACAGCCCGUCAGAACAGCUGCAGCCCAUCAACACCACCUACGCAAUUCCAUCGAAGAAAAGGAAAACAACGGUGAUGGAGCAAGUCUCUACGUUGGUGUCGGCGACAGUCAGCCAGCUCAGGGAGAUGGACGCUGCCAUGCAGGCGCAGGAGGACGCCCGGCUACAGAGGCUGAUGGAGCAUGAGCAGGAAAUGCAGAACAAUCUAAUGAGUCAGCUGGUGAACAUGCAUGAAAGGAUCAGCCGAGAAAACCACGAGAGGCACCUUGAACUCGUGGACAGGAUACUGUCGAAGUUCCCUUCACCUUCUGCACCUUCGGGUCACUGACUUGACACUUCCCGUGUGAGUGACGAAGACGUAUGACGGUUGUUCAGGUGAAGGGAACACCAGCUGACUUGUGCCGAAGCCCACAUUCCUUUUAUUUCACUGUAUUUUCAACAGUGUUCUGAAAAAUAACUGCGAUAGUCUCUCAUUUAACCGAGACUCUGCUCACUUGUAUCUAAUACAAAUCCAGGUUAUAGACAUGUUCACACUACAGGCCGUCAUGCUCUGCUCUGACUCACUCAUAGUGAGUAUACAAACACAACAUGUACUGUUUUUAGAUUUUGAGUUGACCCUUGAACAACACAAUUGUAAAGUGACUUGUGCUGAAAACACAAAAGAUCAAUGAAGCUGCAUCAUAAUAAUAAUAAUAAUAAUAAUAAUAAUAAUAAUAAUAAUGAGCUGUAGCAGCAGCAUUUCACUUCAAAUAAUAUAAUUGUAUUUAUAAUAUUACCCUAACCCUUGUUAAAUGCAUAUUAUAAUGCAAAUGUAAUUUUGCCAUGACAACAUGGCAUUGUGUUUAUGUACAAUUCCAACAAUGUUACCGGAAACUGUUAUCUGAGGCGUUUGGUUCACGGUCCACAUAAACAUGCUCCGGUGAGGUACAUCCAUCCAGACAGCACGUUUCAACUGAAGGCUGAGUUCACACUGCAGGUUUUAUUCAAACGGUUAUAAAAUAUUUAUAACUAUAAACUCCAAAUGAUGAAGCCUAUUUAAAUUGUCCAGCUAGACCAGUGAUGGUCAACUAACGGCGAUGUGAUGCCGGGUGGCCCGCACGCCAUUUCUGUUGUAUCUUUAAUGUAAAUAAGGUGCCAGAGUGCUUUAAAAAAACAACAUUAAAAAUAGACUAAUAGAGCUUGUUUAUAUAAAUGUACAGACCGCUGAGGAUCUUUAAGCCCUGUAUGUUAUUAACUGGCCCCUUGCAACAUGUCAUUUUUCAUAAGUGGCACCUGGGCAAAGCAAGAUGAGUGUCCCUGAGCAUGUUUAUGUGGACCGUGAACCAAACGCCUCAGAUAACAUUGUUGGAAUUUGGCAUUUAGAGAAAGUGUUGCUGUGUCGAACAUUGAAGUGGAUAUCAUGUUUCAGCGCUGCUCCCCACAGGGAGAGGAAACCAGAGUAAUACAUUUUACAAACUGAGACUGUAAAAUGAUUUGCAGUAAGCGCUCGAGUCGCGGUUCUAGGUGUUAUUCUUGGCUGACACGAAAUUCCCGGUUGCGUUUACUGUUGUCAGCAAUCCGGGAGAAAACGUGUCAUUGAGGAAAAACACCGGCCAACUAAAGUGAGUCAUUACAGAGUCAUUACACUCUUAUAUAUCCUGCUCAAAAUGGAAACGCAGCGUUUAGCAGAAGCCAUACUGGUGUUAGUUUCACUUUCCUUAUUUGUUUGAGAGAAACAACUAUAAUUGCACCUUGAAUGGGACCAUCUGCAUCAGAAUGGGGAGAGUAUAAAAUAAACUUGUAUUUGUAAUUAGUUUGUAUACCGUUACCAGUGUUUUACAUUAAUUGUUUUGUUUGUUUUUUCCUUUUUGAAAGAACAAUAAAGUUCAACUGAAAUAA